Molecule: messenger RNA, 1665 nt
Organism: Phaeodactylum tricornutum CCAP 1055/1
Lineage: Eukaryota; Bacillariophyta; Bacillariophyceae; Surirellales; Neidiaceae
Exons: 1
Coding region: 1-1665 (554 amino acids)
Biological process (GO): carbohydrate metabolic process
Source: RefSeq, a predicted model, not a curated record
AUGACGGCCCUUGUUUAUAUGAAUUCGUCACUCGAGCCCACAUUAGGAAGGUCCAACGCCAUUGUCAAUAUUCCAAGCACUCUCGAAACCAUCGGAGGAAAAGGAGCUUCCUUCUUGCGCGGAGCAGGAAAUUUCGCCGGCUCGAACCAGGCUGCAUUGAAGAAAGCUGCCUGGGCUCGCCGCCUACCACCAUCGGUAUGGACCCGAAAAGCCGAUCCGCACCCCACGGCGGACGCCACCGCGAUACAAGAAUUUGUCCGCCAGAAUCUCACCGCGGCCGAAAUGGACCGCGCUCGCAAACUGUGCGGCCAAUUCCUCUACUCUAGUUUGACGCGGGCUACCCAGGUGGGUGACCUGGGCUCACAAACCUUUGUCGCCACCGGCGACAUUCCCUACAUGUGGACGCGCGAUUCGGCCGUACAAAUGGGGCUCUACGUGCCGCGUAUCCAACACCAACCCUGGUUAAACCUGAUAAUACAAGGUGCCAUUCGUCGACAAGCCUUUCAUAUCAUUCAGGAUCCCUACGGCAACGCCUAUACACGGUCGUGGCAGAAUCCCCGUUCCCUGCCGCUCAAAGAUCGUGUCAUUGGACGGGGAGGCUGGGUGGCAACACGCAAUUACGAAGUCGACUCGGGGGCUUAUUUUAUCACACAGCUUUGGGAUUACUACGUCUCGGACGUGUACCGUCCGGAAAUUUUGCUGGCGGAGCCCAUUGUUUUUGACGCCGUUCAGACUUUGGUAGACACCUACAUUAUUGAACAGCACCACGAAAGGGAUUCUUCGUAUCGCUAUUUGGAAUUACCCCGGGAUGGCAAAGGCAAGGAGACGGCUUACACGGGCAUGACAUGGUCAGGAUUUCGGCCCUCGGAUGAGGCCUGUGAUCUACAUUAUCAUGUGCCGUCCAAUAUCUACGCGGCUGCUGCCUUGGAACGGGCGAUUGUCCUGAACCAACAAAUCUGGAGAGAUGCAACCUUGCACAACAAAAUGCAAAAACUGCUGCUAGAAAUUGAAGAAGGUAUCCAGAAACAUGGAACCAUUCAAAUGGACUCUGGAGAAACUGUUUAUGCCUACGAAGUGGAUGGUCUUGGUAACUCGUUGGAAGAUUUUGACGACGCCAACGUGCCAUCUCUCUUAUCUAUACCGGUCUUGGGGUGGUCCAAGUUUGAUCCACAAGUGUACGAAAACACUCGUCAACGACUGUUGAAUCCCAAACUCAACAAGCACUAUUACGCCAACCACGCCUUUCGCGGCAUGGGAAGUUCCCAUACGCCCCAUCAGUAUGUCUGGCCCAUGAGUUUUGCUAUGGAAGCUUUGACGUUAUCCGGUACUCCCCAGCAGCGUGCCCAUGCCGUGGCAUUUCAACUACGACAAUCCUUACAAGCCGCCUGUCAGGAUGCGGCGCACGAAAGCGUUGAUAGUAAUAGCGGUUGCACGGACAGUGGCUCGGGAAUGACGCGCAAUUGGUUUGAAUGGUCUAAUGCCUUGUUUGUGGUGUUGACGGAAAUGGCGUUGGGAGAACAGUGUGAUGCAACGGGACGGGACGGAUACCGAAACUCGGUAGUGUACACCAAAGGAUCUCAGGAGACGAUGAAUUUUUACCAAAAUCGAUAUCAGAGUGACCCAGCGGUUCCCGGAAACUAUCAGGUGCGAGAGAUUUAUUCUUAA